ACAUACGACGCUAUUAUGCCCGAGCAUGACGUCACGGCGUGCAAUCAACUCCAAAGUGCCUGGAAUCAGAGAACCGACUCUUUCCGGAAUCGACUCCCAAGACUAUUAAAGGCUGUCGGGAGCUGCAGCGAGUUCACACCGGUUUUGGGGCCUUUGACCUCAAACAUGACCUCAUCGCAAUCUGCCGUCGUCCUGCUCCUGCUUCUGACUCUUGCUUGUGGCCUGAGGCAGGGCAGCGUGAUGAUCGAUACCCUGAAUUCAGAGCAGGCCGUCGACCCAAGCGAAGGCACCUUAGAUGAAGGAGGCGCAGAGCAGCAGGGUGGCUCGGCAGAAGGCCAGAGAUACUUGGUGUUUUGUGGUGAAGAUGCUAUGGAGGUAGUUUUGCCCCCAGGCUCUCUCUCUGAGAUGCAGGUCUUUGAUUCGUCAGGAAUGUAUCCCGUCUUCAGCCUUCCAGAGGCCUGUGACUACUCUCUAACCAGGGAAAACGGGAGGGUUGUUCUUCACGUCCACUUCGCUGGCUGUCCCGUCACUGUUGAGGAGGGCAGCUACACUCUGAGAUUCCUGUAUCGUAAAGACGCUGGGCAGCUUGAGAUCGUCACGGUGUCCUGCAGUAACUCCAGUGAUGCGCCCUCUUCAAAAAAACCACGAUCUUCACGCCAUCCUGUUCUGUCCUACCCUGCUGUCAAGAUAUCCUCUCCCCAAGCAGUGCAGCGGUACUUUCCUUAUCCGCUGUCCCCUACCGCAGGGGAACCAGUGUCCGUUCCCCAACCUGAUCCUUCCCCAUUGGAUCUGCUGUUCUUUCCUGAAUUUGAUCCGCUGUUCCCUACACCAGGGGUUCCACUGCCGGCUUUCCAAUGGGAACAACCGUCUCCCACACCAACCAGUAUGCAUGUGCCGGCGGUGCCCUCGUCUCUUGGGCGUCGUUCAAAAUGCAAACAACGAGGGGAUCGACUCUCCUCUCCCCGAUUGGAGCCACUGUCCUCUCCUGAAUUUGGUCCACUGUUCCCUACACCAGGGGUUCCACCGCCCACUUCCCAAUGGGAACAACUGUCCCCUUCACCAGGGGUUCCACUGCCCACUCUCCAAUGGGAACAACUGUCCCCUUCACCAGGGGUUCCACUGCCCACUGCCCAAUGGGAACAACUGUCCCCUUCACCAGGGGUUCCACUGCCCACUGCCCAAUGGGAACAACUGUCCCCUACACCAACCAGUAUGCAGGUGAUGGCCAUGCCCUCAUCUCUUGCGCUGCAUUCAAACUUCAAAAAAGGCUGCAGCUUUUCUAGUGGUCAGAGAUUGCCGUGUGGUCGUCCUGGGACUACAGCUGCCGAGUGUCUGAGGAAAGGAUGCUGCAGAGACGAGGCGACUUUCGCUUGUUACUACCCCAUGGAUGUAUGUUUGGCUGACGGGCAGUUCAUCUUUGUCGUUCCCUCCAACGUUGCUGGUUUGCCCAUAAACCCUGCACGUCUGAUGGCGGUGGGGAGGAGUAGCUGUAAACCCGUCAUUGCCAACAGAGACUUUGCCGUUUUCAAGUUUGGGGUGACGGAGUGUGGAACGCGUUCUUAUCAAAUUGGAGAAACAACAGUUUACUUGGCUGAAGUGCAGUCGCCAAUCAGGAAGCGCAUCCUGCAGUACGGCAUCAUAAUCAGGGAUAAUCCUGUCAGGCUUAUGGUUGAGUGUCGCUACUCAAAGGGCAGUUUGGACCUUGCGGACUCUCCGGUCCUUGCAGACCCUCUGGCGCCGCAGGCUUCUCAAAGCCGUUUGAUGAAGGGCUGGGCUAGUGCUGGAUACAUGGUGAAGAGUGCCAGCCUGCCAGCCUUGGUGAGGGCCAAGGGACUGUAUGGAGUCCAGCUUCGGAUUGCGCAGGAUGAGACCUUCACCAAAUUCUGCUCUGAGGAUCACCAGCCCCUGAAAGUUCUCCUGGGUAAACCUGUGUACCUGGAACUGCGAAUAAACGCUCCCAACCCUAAAGCCACUCUGGUGGUGCACUACUGCGUGGCCUACCCUCGCUCUGCUAAGAGUGCCUUGGUGCUGCUGUAUGAGGGUUGCCCCAACCCUCUCGAUUCCGACAACAUCUCGAUCCUCUACGUGGCCGGCCAAUCGCAGGAUCCCCACGUGCGGCGUUUUGAAGUGAAGGCCUUCCAGUUUAUGGACAAGUCCACCAAUAAAUACCUCAAUGAGGAGAUCUACUUCAUGUGCUCUACCGAGGUCUGUAUGCCGUCCCAGACUCCGUGUAAGGAGACCUGCUUUGAUGGCAAGUCUUCAUCUACCACAGCUGCAGAUGUGUUGAACUCAUAUUCUCAAUUAAAAGUCAAGCACUUUUAAAUUCAA
Messenger RNA from Pygocentrus nattereri (red-bellied piranha), 2328 nucleotides. RefSeq names its product zona pellucida sperm-binding protein 1-like. Gene Ontology annotation, cellular component: egg coat. The record is from RefSeq and is a predicted model, not a curated record. The transcript has 12 exons. Lineage: Eukaryota; Metazoa; Chordata; Actinopteri; Characiformes; Serrasalmidae. Bases 16 to 2322 code for a protein of 768 amino acids. Gene Ontology annotation, biological process: prevention of polyspermy; binding of sperm to zona pellucida. Gene Ontology annotation, molecular function: structural constituent of egg coat; acrosin binding.